ACGACAUGCUUUUCACCGACACCAAGCACAUUUUCGUUUGUGUUUUAAGUGAGGUCGACGCGCUUCCUUGGGCUUGCUGUUGUGAGAUAGUGGAAACUUGUGUGUGACCUUGUGACAUUUUGAGUUAUGAGCCACGCGGACAUUAUGAGAUACCUGGUUGUUUCGGCUUGUCUGCUCACCUCCAUGCUGACCAACGGUGUGGCAAAGGCUUCACAACCGUCCUACUGCACCCUUCCCGCAAAAACUGGGAACUGCCGUGCCGCCAUGACCCGAUACUACUACAACCCAAGUAGCCAGUCAUGUCAGUCAUUUAUUUAUGGAGGUUGUCAGGGAAAUGAAAACAACUUCCGCACGGAGUCUCUGUGUCGAGCGGCGUGCGUGUGUACUCAGGCAGCAAAUAGAGGUAACCGUUGGGGGUGGGCAUGCUUUUCUUCAAGACCCUAUUUCUAUGACGUAGAUAACGGGCAAUGCAAACGAUUCGGCUACAGAGGCUGCAACGGAAAUCCGAAUCGUUUCUCAAACGCCGAUCAGUGUAGUUUGGCAUGUCUUACGUCACAAUGUUUUCUUCCGCGGGAAGUAGGACUCUGUAGAGCUGCCUUUGGGCGUUUCUUCUACAACACCACCAGCCAGAAGUGUGAAAGCUUUCUCUACGGUGGCUGUCAAGGAAACCUGAAUCGAUUCGACACAGUGGAAGAAUGUGACAGAAAAUGCACCACGCCUAUUCAGAAUGAAGCGAAUACAAAUCAGAAUUUCGAAGACACGAUUUGUUUACAAGAAAAAAAGAUCGGUACUUGUCGCGCUGCUUUCCCCAGGUACUUUUAUAAUUCUAAAACAAACAGAUGCGAGUUUUUUUACUACGGCGGUUGUCAAGGAAACGAAAACAACUUUGCAUCAAAGUCUGCUUGUACGAGUCGGUGUAUGAGGCGGCGUAACAGAGGCAAGAGGGCCACUCUUGGUAGGAUGACUAGAGAAGAUUGCCAACUUCCACCAGACCAAGGAAACUGCCGAAACUUCGAGAAAGCUUUUUAUUUCAAUUCCAACACACAGAAAUGCGAGGCGUUCACUUAUGGCGGCUGUUUGGGGAAUAAAAACAGGUUUGAAUCCGUGGAAAGUUGUCAAGCUCAAUGCAUGCCUCCAGGACAAAACAUCAAGAAUUCAAUUAUUGGUGGAGGGUUGCGUGGUUUUAGAAAUGCUCACACGCCUAAAUUGGCGAGUACGCUGUUUGGGGGUUCUUUCCCUCCUCUUCUCAGUCUCUCCGAUGAUAUUCGUACAACUCUAACUAAACCUUCCUCCCCUGGCGAUGGAACUGACGGGGCCACUAAAAAUGCUGCAAAAUCACAAGAGCCCGCAUUGAAUCACUCCCAGCUUUUCCCCAAAGUCAGACCUGUAUGCAAGUUACCCAAAGACAGAGGUCCUUGCUUGGGCCUCAUGGAAGCGUAUUACUACAACUCUGGUGCAAAUGAAUGUCAGAAAUUCAUGUACGGAGGGUGUCUCGGCAACGGGAAUCGAUUUCCAAAUAAACUCUGGUGUGAACUCACCUGCAAGCAGACGAUGAAACAGAAUCAGUCAAGUUACCCCUCAGUGUCCUCAGAUUGCCAACUUCCGCCAGAGACAGGCUUGUGUGAGGGAUUCUUCAGCAGGUUCUUUUACAACUCUCGCACAGUGUGAACAGUUUGUGUAUGGUGGCUGUGGAGGCAACAGGAAUCGCUUCCAUACCAACUCAGAGUGUGAAAAACAGUGCGGGCAGCAAACAGUUGAAAAAAAAGGA
Messenger RNA from Aplysia californica (California sea hare), 1768 nucleotides. RefSeq names its product papilin-like. Lineage: Eukaryota; Metazoa; Mollusca; Gastropoda; Aplysiida; Aplysiidae. The transcript is spliced from 3 exons. The coding region runs from base 127 to 1668 and encodes 513 amino acids. Gene Ontology annotation, molecular function: serine-type endopeptidase inhibitor activity. The record is from RefSeq and is a predicted model, not a curated record.